AUGACCACGGAUACUACAGACGCUCCUCCUCUGGGAAGAUACCUGGCUUCAACUGACAAGAACACCCGAGACAAGGCAAUUAAAAAUCUCGCGACUUUUCUUUCUGAUACCGAAAAUGAGAUACCAAAAGCUGAGAUGGCAAAAUUAUGGAAGGGCAUAUUCUAUUGUUUUUGGAUGUCGGACAAACCUUUGGUUCAGCAAGCACUUGCCUCCGAGCUAGCAGAACUCAUGUUGAUUAUCACAACAACCUCGUCUUCAUUGGCUUUCUUGAAUGGAUUCUGGGAGACUCUCUUUCGAGAGUGGAAUGGUAUAGACCGAUUGAGGAUGGAUAAAUAUUACAUGCUUGUCAGAAGAUUCGUUAAUGCAUCAUUUAGACUUCUCCUUCGAAAUGAUUGGGAACAAAAAAUUUGCGAGGAAUACAAUAAUAUUUUAACCCGUCAAGGAGGGCCACUUUGCCCGAAUGAUACCAAAGUGCCGACGAGCUUGGCCUAUCAUUUAUCAGAUAUCUAUCUUGAAGAGCUCGAUAAAGUUCUUGAGAGUAUUCCCAGCGCAUCCUCCUCUACUCCGAAAGUCCCGCUACUCCUCCUCCUUACACCUUUCAUUACGUUAUACGCGCGAACGCCGUCGACACCCAUAUUGAAGUAUCUGCACGCCACGCUCAUGGAACCUCUAUUAGCUGUCUUCACGUCUCCAGACGCUGAAGAUGAAACCCCACGUUCACGGAAGCGACCGAGACUUGAAUCGAACACAACACAGCCAAUAUACCCUCAUGUUAUCUCAGAUUGGUGUCGAGAAUCUUCCGCCCAUAGAGUCAAAAAUCAACUUCUUCGAAAGAUCUUCGAAGUGGCUAGCGAACCACAGACACGAGAUUCUAAUCGAAGAAAAAUGUAUGCUAUUUGGGAGAAAGUGAAGGACGAGGACGAGGACGAGGACAAUAAAGAUACUUGA
Messenger RNA from Marasmius oreades (fairy-ring Marasmius), 948 nucleotides. RefSeq lists its product as uncharacterized. The record is from RefSeq and is a predicted model, not a curated record. The transcript has 5 exons. NCBI's taxonomy places the organism in Eukaryota, Fungi, Basidiomycota, Agaricomycetes, Agaricales, Marasmiaceae. Gene Ontology annotation, biological process: rRNA processing. The coding region runs from base 1 to 948 and encodes 315 amino acids. Gene Ontology annotation, cellular component: nucleus; preribosome, small subunit precursor; preribosome, large subunit precursor.